Messenger RNA from Phytophthora sojae, 1851 nucleotides. RefSeq lists its product as hypothetical. The record is from RefSeq and is a predicted model, not a curated record. The transcript has a single exon. NCBI's taxonomy places the organism in Eukaryota, Oomycota, Peronosporomycetes, Peronosporales, Peronosporaceae. The coding region runs from base 1 to 1851 and encodes 616 amino acids.
AUGGCAAAGUCCAAAGAGUCCAUGCACAAGCGAGUCUGCGGCAGCGACGACACCUCCACGACCAAGCGAGCCCGCUAUGUGACCUACUUCGGACACCGCGUCCCCAUCGCGACCCGCAAGGUCUGGCUGCGGAACAGUCUCCCUCCGACGGUCGCUGCGCUGCCUCAUGUGAUUGAGCUGCUCAACUGGAUGCUGAUGACACCAGAGGAGGCUGCCUCCGAGUUGGCGGAGUCGGGGGAAGUGCAGAAGUUGCAAGAGUUAUUCCUAUCUAGAGAGCAUUUCCCUUUCGACUUGUCGGACGCAAUUGUUACCGCGGCAGAGAGAGGGCAAACGGCAACUUUGGUGGUGCUGCUGGCGGAGUCCGAGGUGGACAGGACCACGGAGGCGGCAGUCGCUGCUGGGAAACAUGGGCGUCUGGAUGUGGUGGAAAUGGUGCUGCUCAAUGUUGAGUCGAGUUUUAAGCGAAGUCGAAUUGCGUGGAGAGUUAUGGAUGUUGCCGCUGAGAAGGGGCAUGUCGAGGUGGUUAAGUUCGUGAUGAAACACGCUGACGAACUGGCAGGACCGUAUCCAACCUGUCUGAUGGCUUCGCAGCGGAGUACGGCUCUAAACAGAGCUAUUGCGGGGGGUUAUGGCGACGUGAUUCGGGUUUUACUUACGCCGGGGAAGUUGAAUUGGGACGCCGCCAAAGCAUUUGAACUUGCCGUAUGCGAUGGGAACAAACACAUCAUUGAGCUGAUGCAGGAUCUUCUCCCAACUUUUCAUGAGUUGGGGACGAACGACGAUCUCUUGGUUCUUAUGGCCAGGAGAGGGUAUGCUGCAAGUGUUCGCUAUUUGUACGACCACGGUCAUGACGCUGUGGCGUUUGUUGGUGCUGCUUUUGUUGAUGCGGCGAAGUACCAACGCAUUCGUGCGUUGGAAGUGUUAUUGGAUACUGGGCGGGUUCGCAGAAAAGCUUUUGAGUUAGCAUUCGAGCAAGCCUCGCAAUAUGGGAAGUUCAGUGCCGUGCGAUUUCUCUUUCGUAAGACGCAACUGUCUCCAGGCUGCAUUGCGAGAGCCUUCGAGGAGGCAGGUAAAGCUGCUAUCGUCAAUUUUUUAUACUUAAACACAGCCAUUCCUACCGAGUGCAUCGACAACCUCUUUAUUACAGCAGUGGAAAACAAUGGCUGUCGUGAAAGCGUUGAAAUUGUGAAAUAUCUUUUGAAGAUGGAGUGUGUGCAAGCCAACAUGGUAAACGCGAGUGUCGAGAUCGCUAUCGCUUGCAACAAUUCAAGCGUGUUGGAGCUGUUGUGCACCGAAGAAGCUGCUUCUCCGAGCGUCAUCAUUCGAGCAUUUAUCUAUGCUGCGGAGAGGGACGACGUUGGUCUUGCGAAGCAGCUGUGGAAGAAACCGUGUAUCUCUGUGGACGUGACAACGGAGGCGUUGACGAGUGCUGCUUCGAACGGUAGUGCCCACGCUAUCGACUUCAUCGUCGGUCAAAAGAGUAUUUCUUCCGCGACGCUUAAGAGGUUAUUACGACAUGCAGCGCCCAAACGCCAACACAGUGUUGUGGACCUAUUAUAUACCAAGCAUCGUUGGUCUUGGAGUGCGAUUCAUGAUCUGUUUGCGUCUGCUGGGCGAGCGAGUGACAAAAACAUUAUCGGAACGCUGGUCGAUAUUCCUUGUGUACCAAGCGUAGCGAAAAACGAGGCAUUGUUGACAGCAGUGCGCGAAGGCCGGGAGGAUAUCGUCGUGCUCUUGGUGAAGCCACGUCGCUACUGGCCCACGUACAAGUUGCAGUAUGCACUUAGGCUAGCUGGCCACGAUGGAAUACGCCAGAUUAUUCGCGAUAACUUAGCCAGCAGGCAAAACUGA